GCUUGGUGUCUCGGUCCCAUUCAUUCGUCACAUUUUCCACUCCAAAACACGAGAGGUCUUUUUUCCCCCACCACUUGAUUCAAAACUUAAACUCACAAAGGAAAAUGGCAGAUACCGACGUUGAUACCACCACCGCCGAGGUCCCCGUCACCAAGGAUCUUAAAGAAAAAAAAGAAGUGGUAGAGGAACCAGAGAAGGCAGAGAAUGGAAAGGAAGACGCACCAUCUAAUGGCAAAGAAGAGAAUGGUACUGACCAUGGUGCAAAGAAUCAGGAUGCAGAGGAAGAGGAUGAAGAAGGUGAUGUAGAAGGUGAGGGCGAAGGAGAGGAUGAAGAGGAGGAGGAAGAAGGAGAGGGAGAUGAAAAUGAGACAGAUGGCCUUUCAGUAAAACGUCCUGCAGAAGAGGAGGAGGAAACUGAAACUAAAAAACAGAAGACAGAAAACGGAGACUCCACAGAAGUAAAAGAAUCUGCCUAAUUCUCCUUCCAUACAUUUUUAUAGCUUAAGUGACAUGGUUGACUUUAAAUUGUAGAGAAUGUGCUUUAUAUCUGUACAUUUUACAAAAUGACUUUUUUAUAUACUGUAAACUUACAUGCACUAGAAACCUGUAACAUCACAGCAAGAUAGCAAAAGGUUUUUUGUAAAAUGUUAUUUAUUGGUGCUUGUUUGUACUGGUUAACUGCUUCAAUAAAAAACAAUUUUUUUUUU
Xenopus laevis (African clawed frog) is the source of this 707-nucleotide messenger RNA. It is a transcript of the gene ptmap12.L, whose product is annotated as prothymosin alpha like L homeolog. NCBI's taxonomy places the organism in Eukaryota, Metazoa, Chordata, Amphibia, Anura, Pipidae. Gene Ontology annotation, cellular component: nucleus. Gene Ontology annotation, molecular function: histone binding. Gene Ontology annotation, biological process: positive regulation of transcription by RNA polymerase II; negative regulation of apoptotic process. The record is from RefSeq and is marked predicted.